Molecule: messenger RNA, 3963 nt
Organism: Salvelinus namaycush (lake trout)
Lineage: Eukaryota; Metazoa; Chordata; Actinopteri; Salmoniformes; Salmonidae
Product: multidrug resistance-associated protein 4-like
Exons: 29
Coding region: 1-3963 (1320 amino acids)
Biological process (GO): transmembrane transport
Cellular component (GO): plasma membrane
Molecular function (GO): ATP binding; ABC-type transporter activity; ATP hydrolysis activity
Source: RefSeq, a predicted model, not a curated record
AUGGAACAACUGAAGAGAGAUGUGCAAUUUAAUCCAUUAACAACAGCCAAUUUUUUUUCACGGGUGUUUUUCUGUUGGGUAACCCCUUUAUUCAGUAUUGGAAAUAAGCGGAGGCUAGAGGAAGAUGACAUGUACCAAGUACUUCCCGAUGAUGCUUCUCAGGGCCUGGGAGAGGAACUACAGAGACAUUGGGAUAAGGAGGUUCAAAUGGCUGCCAAGGAACUGCGGAUGCCCAAACUCACCAAAGCCAUCGUGAAGUGCUAUGGGAAACCCUACGCAGUGCUGGGGAUCUUUAGUUUCACUGUAGAGGUGGUUAAGGUGAUCCAGCCAGUGUUCUUGGGAAAGCUGAUCCAAUACUUUGAGAAGUACGAUCCUGAUAAUAUGGACGCACUCUAUGAGGCCUUUGGCUACGCUGCUGGUGUCUCUCUGUCCACCGUUGCACUGACCGUCCUCCAAAGUCUCUACUUCUACCACGUCCUGAGGACCGGCAUGAAGAUACGAGUGGCCAUGUGUCACAUGAUCUACAAGAAGGCCCUGUGUCUCAGCAGUGCAGCAAUGGGAAGAACAACCACGGGCCAAAUAGUGAACCUGCUAUCCAACGAUGUCAACAGGUUUGAUGAGGUGACCACCAAUCUGCACUACCUCUGGAUAGCACCUCUGCAGGCUGUGGUGGUUAUCAUACUCCUGUGGUAUGAGAUUGGCCCGUCGUGCCUGGCAGGCGUGGCUGUCCUUUUGUUCCUUAUGCCACUACAGACCAUGUUUGGAAAGCUCUUUGGCUCCCUCAGGAGUAAAACUGCUGUCCUCACAGACAGUAGAAUACGCACCAUGAAUGAAGUGGUGUCUGGAAUCAGGAUCAUCAAAAUGUAUGCCUGGGAGAAGCCCUUCUCAGCACUCGUCAAUGAAGUCCGAAGGAAAGAAAUCUCCAAGAUCAUGUCGAGCUCCUUCCUGCGAGGCCUAAACAUGGCCUCCUUCUUUGCGGCCAGUAAGAUCAUCGUCUUCAUCACCUUCGCCGUCUACGUCCUCCUGGGGAACACCAUCUCAGCCAGCCGGGUGUUUGUGGCAGUGUCUCUGUAUGGUGCCAUCAAGCUCACAGUGACCCUCUUCUUCCCACUGGCCAUCGAGAAGGUGUUCGAGACCAUCAUCAGUAUCCGCAGGAUCAAGCAUUUCCUUCUGUUGGAUGAGAUUGUGAGACCCAACAUGAGAUUCACCCUGGAGGAAAAGAAAGAGAUCUCUGUUGAGAUCAAGGACUUAAUUUGCUACUGGGACAAGUGUCUGGAUGCCCCGUCUCUCCAGAACCUGUCACUCACAGUGAAAUCGGAACAACUCGUUGUUGUCAUUGGACCUGUGGGGGCUGGAAAGUCCUCUCUGCUCAGCGCUAUCCUGGGGGAGCUGCCUCAUAACAAGGGGGUGUUGAGGGUCAAAGGUCAGCUGACCUAUGCCUCUCAGCAGCCCUGGGUGUUCCCUGGAACCAUCCGCAGCAACAUCCUGUUUGGCAAAGAGCUCCAUCCUCAGAAGUAUGAGAAGGUCCUGAGAGCCUGCGCCCUCAAGAGGGACAUGGAGCUGUUGCCAGACGGGGACUUGACAUUGAUAGGGGACAGAGGAGCCACCCUCAGUGGGGGACAGAAAGCUAGAGUGAACCUGGCCCGGGCUGUGUACCAGGAUGCUGAUAUCUACCUGCUGGACGACCCUCUAAGUGCUGUGGAUGCUGAGGUUGGGAGACACCUGUUUGAACAGUGUAUCUGUGGUAUUCUGAAGAAUAAGCCCCGCAUCCUGGUCACCCACCAGUUGCAGUACCUCCAAGCAGCCGACCAGAUCCUCGUCCUCAAGGAGGGUCACGUGGUAGCGAGGGGGACAUACUCCGAGCUGCAGCACUCUGGGGUUGACUUCACCUCCCUGCUGAAGAGGGACGAGGAGGAGGAGCCACAAGCCAACAACAAUCACUCAGUGGUCAAACACGCCUUUUCCCAGAACUCAAUUUCCUCCCGGAAUUCAUUGGUCUCCCACACCUCCUCCAUGCACUCUGUUAAAGAUGGAGCUGAACAGCUUCCGGAGGAGCCUGUCCAGACAGUAGCAGAAGAGAGCCGAUCGGAGGGCAACAUCGGCGCCAGCCUAUACUUCAAGUACUUAAACGCAGGAGCCAGCAUCCUGGUUAUGCUGGGCACAGUCCUCCUCAGUCUCAUCGCGGAGGUAGCGUAUGUUCUUCAGGAUUGGUGGCUGGCCUAUUGGGCAGGAGAGCAGGAGAAACUCAAUAUUAACAGCACUGUGAUUGUCCAAAAUGGCCUCAACAUCACUCAAGAAUUGGACCUCAGUUUCUACAUGGGUAUUUAUGCAGGUUUGACUCUGGCCUCAGUCAUCUUUGGCUUUGCCAGGAGUCUGGUGAUGUUCAAUGUGCUGGUGAAAGCUGCUCAGUCUCUGCACAACCGCAUGUUCAACUCUAUCCUCCGGACACCUGUACGCUUCUUUGACAUCAACCCAAUUGGAAGAAUUCUCAACAGGUUCUCUAAGGACAUUGGCCAGCUGGAUUCCAUGUUACCGAUUACCUUUGUUGACUUCAGUCAGUUGAUCCUGCAGAAUAUCGGCGUGGUGGCGGUGGCAGCGGCAGUCAUGCCCUGGAUCCUCAUUCCUGUGGUUCCUCUACUCAUCGUCUUCCUGUUCCUGAGGCGCUACUUCCUGCAGACGUCACGGGACGUCAAACGCCUGGAGUCCACCACUCGGAGUCCCGUCUUCUCCCACCUGUCCUCGUCCCUCCAAGGUCUGUGGACGAUCCGAGCCUUCAGAGCCGAGGGGAGAUUCCAGAACACCUUUGACGCUCAUCAGGAUCUGCACACAGAGUCCUGGUUCCUGUUCCUGGUCACCUCUCGCUGGUUCGCUCUCCGACUGGAUGGAAUCUGCGCGGCCUUUGUCACUGUCACCGCCUUCGGCUGCCUCUUCCUCAGAGAUGGGCUGGAGGCAGGAGCUGUGGGUUUGGUGUUGUCCUAUGCUGUGACCCUUCUUGGGAACUUCCAAUGGACCAUUCGUCAGAGUGCAGAGAUGGAGAACAUGAUGACAUCAGUAGAGAGGGUGGUGGAGUACACAGAGCUGGAGAGUGAAGCACCCUGGGAAACCCAGAAACAUCCUCCUCCUGAGUGGCCAAGCCAAGGCCUCAUCACCUUUGACCGGGUCAGCUUCUCCUACAGCUCAGACGGACCUGUGGUCCUGAAGGACAUGAAGGCCAUGUUCAGGCCCAAAGAGAAGGUUGGCAUCGUGGGCAGGACGGGUGCGGGAAAAAGCUCCCUGGUAUCGGCGCUCUUCCGCCUGGCAGAGCCAGAGGGCAGGAUCUACAUCGAUGGAGUUCUGACCUCUGAGAUCGGCCUUCAUGACCUGCGCCAGAAGAUGUCCAUCAUACCUCAGGACCCAGUGCUUUUCACCGGCACCAUGAGGAAGAACCUGGACCCUUUCAACCAGCACACAGACGAGGACCUGUGGAACGCUCUCCAAGAGGUCCAGCUGAAGUCUGUUGUGGAGGAGCUGCCCAAUAAGAUGGAGACGGUUCUGGCCGAGUCGGGCUCCAACUUCAGUGUGGGUCAGAGGCAGCUGGUCUGUCUGGCCCGAGCUGUCCUGAGGAAGAACCGCAUCCUCAUCAUCGACGAGGCUACGGCCAACGUGGACCCCAGAACAGACGAGCUGAUCCAGAAGACAAUACGAGACAAAUUCAGGCAGUGCACCGUGCUCACCAUCGCCCACCGCCUCAACACCAUCAUAGACAGUGACCGCAUUCUGGUGCUAGGAGCUGGUAUCAUCCAGGAGUUUGACGAGCCGUACGUCCUGCUUCAGAACCAGGAAAGUGCCCUCUACAGGACAGUCCAGCAGAUGGGCAAGGCUGAGGCAGCUGCCCUGCUUGAAUCAGCCAAACAGGCGUAUAUGAACAACGACAACAGCCAUGGUCCAAAAAUGGCCAUGGCCUUCUUUGAGACUGUUGUGUGA